Messenger RNA from Exophiala mesophila, 1735 nucleotides. RefSeq lists its product as uncharacterized. Gene Ontology annotation, molecular function: protein binding; structural molecule activity. NCBI's taxonomy places the organism in Eukaryota, Fungi, Ascomycota, Eurotiomycetes, Chaetothyriales, Herpotrichiellaceae. The record is from RefSeq and is a predicted model, not a curated record. The transcript has a single exon. The coding region runs from base 202 to 1548 and encodes 448 amino acids. Gene Ontology annotation, cellular component: Seh1-associated complex; nuclear pore outer ring. Gene Ontology annotation, biological process: cellular response to amino acid starvation; positive regulation of TORC1 signaling.
AACCCAUUAGAGCUCUUCAGUAUCUACAAACAGCCAAAUAUGCACAGUCAAAAUAGUGCUUAUACUACAUCAAUGUCAUCUUAACGCUUUUGGUCGAGGAAAUCUCACAUGAUGGAGUAGCGUUGCCUGAAACUGGGCAUCUAGCGAUAUCUACAUUCAUGAUCCAUUCAUAUCGAGUUCGCGAUUCAUGACGACAACAAAAUGCACAAGCCAAGCGAGUUCAACCCUGGUCAUCAUGAUCGAGUCACAGUGCUAGCAACCAAUUUCAACGGCGCGCGAAUCCUUACAGCAUCGAUUGACCACCGGAUCAAAGUCUGGUCACGGGACCCCAAGACAGGAACUCGUACCCUUGUCGACACCUUUACAGCGCAUGAUUCCGACAUUCGAGACGCCAAGUUCCUGCAUCCUACCGUUGGUUCAUACAUUGGCAGUAUCGGUAAUGAUCUGAAAUUCCACUUGUGGCAGGAAGAUGUUGCCGCGCCAUAUAAUUCCGGGCGACGAUUUCGACGCGUCACCACCAUCCCAAGCACGCCCAGGGUUCCAUUUGUCAGUCUCGAUGUCAAGACUGUAGACAAUGUGUACACGUUUCUGGCUUUGAUCGACAGGCAGGGUCUACUCAGCAUCUAUGAGCCUAGUUCUCCAGACGAAUUCAAGGAUUGGACGUUGAUUGACCAGUUCAACGUCUGCGGCACAAAUCCGCCUCAGAGAGGCGACGAGACAAGUUUUAAGGUCCGCUUUGAUCAGAACGUAACACCCUUGGCCUAUGUGAACUCCCUCAGCGACGAUCGCAAUCAGCUGUCACUCGUCGUGUCCGCGCUGAAUGAGAUCAAGGUCUACCGAUCUGUGGUGCCAUCCGGUGAGGGAGACUCAGGUGAUGGAGCAAGUCACCGAAUGAUGUUUUAUGAGGUUAAAAGCAUCAAACAUCCAGUCUUGGUGCGAGAUGUGGCAUGGGCGCCAUUCAGUGUUAGGGGAACUGAUCGGAUUGCAACAGCAGCCAAAGAUGGCUCGGUGAGGAUAUUCGAAUUGGCAGUUUCCGCCGCACCAGACGUCUCCAAUGGGCAGAACCCAGCAAACACCUCCGCCACACAGUCCACUACAAAGCUUUCAACUCAAACUCCCCGACAGCAGCCACAGUCAAGCCUCACAUCAGCCAUAACAGGGCGAGCUCAGACACAAUCCCAAUCACAGUUUCAUGCACACUCACACUCGACGUCUGGUUCCACGGGACCUAGUCAAGCCAGCUAUCCUACUGGCACCACAUCACGAGUCGUACGUCCAGGCGAUCCUUUUCCAUUCCUUACAUCCAUCCAGAGUGUCUCGGAAUUGAGCCAUGCACAUCCUGAUGCGUGGUCUGUGACCUUUGACUCUCAAGGUCAGGUCUUAUUAACCAACGGCUCUGAUAGAAUGACCAAGAUAUGGCGAAAGAGCGUCCUUGGAGGACAAUGGCUGGUCUUUGCAGGCCAACAGAUUACCGAAAGUGAUGACGAUGACAGCGACGAGGAAGAUGAGGACAGUGAUGGUAAUGACAAGGAUAGGGACGGGUCAUGAAACUUAGUGAUUAGAAUACUCAAAGGCCAAAGAUUUAAACCACACUGAAAGACUAGGACAGGGCUUGCGUUUGCUGUCCCUAUGCUCGAAGAAAAGCCGUACGGCGGAUGAAAGAUGCUAUAUGUGCGUAUAGGCUCUGCAAAAACUAGGUAUUUCUGACCUCAUCAUAAUUUCACUGCAUUACAAC